Messenger RNA from Penicillium manginii, 2301 nucleotides. Its product is annotated as putative R3H domain protein. Gene Ontology annotation, molecular function: nucleic acid binding. NCBI's taxonomy places the organism in Eukaryota, Fungi, Ascomycota, Eurotiomycetes, Eurotiales, Aspergillaceae. The transcript is spliced from 6 exons. The record is from RefSeq and is a predicted model, not a curated record. Bases 1 to 2301 code for a protein of 766 amino acids. Gene Ontology annotation, biological process: galactose metabolic process.
AUGGCACCAAACACUACAUCAGGAGAAGACGCCCAUUUCUCCUUUGCAAACAUUUCUGCCAUGCCGGUUCCCCUCCACUCCCAGUCGUCCCCGGCUUACGGCGACAGCAUCAAUUCUCAGCCUGCAAUCGACUCCGCCAGUCUAGAAAACCACCAUGAUGGUGUUCCUUUGCCCCAACCCCACCUUCCACAUACCAUGAAGCAGGCGAGCUCCCUGAGUGACCCUUGCAUUGACGGCCUCAGCCGAGCAGUCCAGGAUAUCGAUAUAACUCUGCGGAAAGACCAAAUCGGUUCCGGUUUAUCACUGGAUAGCCAAGAAAAUGGCAUUCUCAAGCGAGAAAACUCCUUUGAUGAUGACCGCACUCAUCUUUCGAAUUCAUCGACGAAAAUGACGAACUUCGACUCAAAGAGCCUAGCCUCUGUCACAACAUUUGCUAUGGAUGAGAAGGACUCGGUUCGGCCUGAUGAUAGUGCCAGUGUACAAGCUAUUGAUGAUGAGGAAUCUUUCUCGGGCCCCGCAUCUGGCGCUCCAAACUCCACUACGGGGUCUGAGGCUGGAGGGCGAGGAUUUCGAGAUCAGUUCCGCGAAGGGAGUGCAUUGCGUCCUCGUGGUAUUCUUACAGUCCCGGGGCCUCUUUUCAACGGUGGUGACUCUGUUUCAAAUAACUUCAUUGUUCCGGUCAAUUCUGGAAGCAAUUCGGAUGGCUCCAGCCUGCAUGGCCUUGCAAAAGAACCCGACGAAAAGCUUGUUGAAGCUAUGAAGUCCCCCAAGGACCGCCUUCUAAUUCUUCAACUUGAGGAGAAGAUCUGCAGUUUCAUAAAAGAUUCCGAGGAGCAAUCUUUGGAACUGCCACCCUCAAAUGCAUUUGGUCGCCUUCUUGCACAUAAACUUGGAGAUUAUUACCAUUUGACACACUUUGUGGAUAACAAUGUGACGUCCGUUCGACUUCAUCGAACCCCUUACUGCAGACUACCCACACCUCUAUCUGAGAUACAUGCCUCCAGUAACACCACCCCACCCCCAGCCGUUCCUGCUAUGAAGAUCAUGCGCCGAGCAGACUUGGAGCGCGCUUUAGGCGAAGGCAGUGUUGCGGCGAGCUCGUCUGCCCCAUCCAAGGCUACAUCCGAAACUGAUGACAGUGGCUUUGACGGCGAUCGUGCGGGUUCUGCUGGUGCGACUCCUGCUAAGGACCGGAUGGCACUCACUAGGGAGGAACGUGAAGCCAAAUACCAAGAAGUGCGCGAAAGAAUCUUCCGCGAUUUUCCAGAAAGCGCCAAGUCAGACACUGGCGACUCAAACCCCAAUAUGUCACGAUCGAGCUCUACGACAGGACGCAAAAAGAAUCAAAGGCAGCGGAAUCCGAAUGAUGACGGUUUUGAAGCCCGUUCCCAGUUCAAUGCCUACUACCCGGGAGCCCAGUACACGAAUGGCUCGAUGCCAUACAAUGGUACUAUGGGUGAUGGAUAUCCCGCCAAUCCAGUUCCUUACCUGGUUGGGCCAGGUGUACAACCACCUCCUGGUGGCUAUGUGGCUGCAGGCCAGAACAAUACGAUGCACCCCGGACAAAUGGGUAUGAACAACAUGCCUCAGUACCCGAUGGCUGGGUCUCCGCAAAUGGGCUCAAAUGGCUCGUGGCAAGCAGGGAACAUGCCGCAGCAGCAGCAGUAUUCCGGAUAUGCGUCCAUGAGCCCAUCCAACAUGAUGAACCAACAGCCUUCGAGCAAGCCGUCCCCGACAAUGAACAAUUACGCCAUGCCCCAAUCCCAACAGUACCAACAAUCUCCCAAUUGGAAUUCCGCUACCUACCCUGGCAGUGUUCAGCAAUCCCCGCUUCAGCGAAAUCAACCACCUGUCCAUUGGCCCAACUACCCCCAACAAUCCAUGACACCCAACAUGGCUGCCAAUCCUUACGCCCAGUUCCCUGGUCAGCAUUUAAAUAAUGCCAUGCAGAACCAAGCCGGUAGACCGGGGAUGCCAGGAGCAUACGAGCGGUCCCAAUCCCAUUUCAACCCGCAGACCCGAGCAUUCAUUCCGGGCGGUGCACCACUACCCCGGCAUGCAAAUGCAAGCAGGGGAGUGCAGCAGCCCAUGCCAUACGGCAAUAUCCAAACAAAUUUAUCCGCCCAGCCGCAAUGGAAUGGAUUCUCAGACCCGAUGCAAGCCCGAGGCCAAGGCCAAAGCCAAGACCACCCAUCUGUCAACGCAGUUCGCACCGCAAGCAGCAAUGGAAUUCCUGUACCAGCCGGUAUGAACGGACCUCUUGUUGUUUCCGGUGGAGCCAGCGCUCCUAAACUGAAUUAA